Molecule: messenger RNA, 3731 nt
Organism: Poecilia latipinna (sailfin molly)
Lineage: Eukaryota; Metazoa; Chordata; Actinopteri; Cyprinodontiformes; Poeciliidae
Gene: fem1a
Product: fem-1 homolog a
Exons: 1
Coding region: 209-2062 (617 amino acids)
Molecular function (GO): protein binding
Source: RefSeq, a predicted model, not a curated record
AUACUAUGCUUCACUUGUAAACAGAGACCUGUCAAAGAGCACAAACGCCAUCUUGACAGCAACCUCAAAAUGGCAGAAAGAUAUGAGUCAGAAACAGGGUCCAAACUAAGAUUCCGGCGCUCCACUGCUUAAAACCAGGUACUUCAGAUAUUCUAUAAGCAAGUGGGCAUGGAGUUGGUGUGCGGUGCUACAGCACAGAGCCUGUAAAAUGGAUAUAACCGUGGCGGUUUUUAACGCGGCCAGAGAUGGUAAGCUGAAACUUAUCCAGAAGUUGCUGAGCAACAAAACUCCAGAGGAGCUGGAGGCUUUAGCGGAGGAGAAAACCCAGGGCAGCACCGCGCUUCUCAUAGCCUCUCGGUACGGACAUUUAGAGGUCGUAGACUACCUGCUCGAACAUUGUAAAGCUCAUGUAGAACUCGGGGGCUCGGUCAACUUUGACGGCGAGACUAUCGAGGGGGCUCCACCGCUGUGGGCGGCUUCGGCAGCGGGUCACCUCCCCGUGGUGAAGACGCUGCUGAAACACGGCGCCUCGGUAAACAACGCCACGCUAACCAACUCCACCCCGCUCCGAGCCGCUUGCUUCGACGGCCACCUGGAGAUCGUUCGCUACCUGGUGGAGCACAGAGCGGACAUGGAGGUCGCCAACCGCCACGGCCACACCUGCCUCAUGAUCUCCUGCUACAAGGGCCACAAAGAGAUAGCCAAGUUUCUCCUGGACCGUGGGGCUGACGUGAACCGAAAGAGUGUGAAAGGGAACACGGCCCUCCAUGACUGCGCUGAGUCUGGGAGUCUGGACAUCAUGAAGAUGCUGCUGAAGUGCAACGCCCGCAUGGAGAGGGAUGGGUAUGGGAUGACCCCCCUCCUGGCUGCCAGUGUAACGGGUCACACUAACAUUGUGGAGUAUCUGGCCCACCAGCCCCGCACUUCCAGAGAGGAGCGGAUUGAUGCACUGGAGCUACUGGGAGCAACGUUUGUGGACAAAAAACGUGAUCUGUUGGGAGCCAUGAGGUACUGGAGAAGAGCUAUGGAGCUGAGGGAGGCGGGCGACAAAGCUGGAUCGCUGUCCAAGCCUCCGCCUGGUCCUCCCAUCCCUGCCUACGGAUGUGCCCAGGAGGUGAGCACUGCAGAGGAGCUUGAAGCUUUAAUCACAGAUCCUGAUGAAAUGAGGAUGCAGGCCUUGCUGGUUCGUGAGCGCAUCCUCGGGCCAUCCCACCCGGACACAUCUUAUUACAUUCGGUACAGGGGAGCUGUGUACGCUGACUCGGGCAACUUUGAGCGCUGUAUCAGUCUGUGGAAAUAUGCCUUAGACAUGCAGCAGAGCAACUUGGACCCCCUCAGUCCCAUGACGGCCUCCAGUUUCCUCUCCUUCGCAGAGCUCUUUUCUUUUGUUCUUCAGGACAGGGCCAAAGGCACCCUGUCGACUCGCAUCACCUUCCAGGACCUAAUGACUGUGCUGGGGAAAAGCGUGAGGGAAGUCGAAAGAGCUGUGGCACAGAGAGACAACCCCCCAGAAGCCCCUCAGUUCAACAAGGCGCUUUCCAUCAUCCUCCACCUCAUCUUUUUACUGGAAAAGCUCGAGUGCAACCCCGAGCAGGAACACCAAAAGAAGCACACAGUCUACCGGCUGCUCAAGCUCAACCCUCGAGGUCGGAACGGAUUCACGCCGCUCCACAUGGCCGUGGACAAGGAGACCACAUCUGUGGGCCGCUACCCAGUGGGCCGCUUCCCCUCUCAGGCGGUGGCAGCGCUGCUCCUAGAGUGCGGCGCAGAUGUCGACUCGCGGGACUGUGAGAACAACACCCCGCUGCACGUUGCCGCCAACAACGGUUCCCCGGAGAUAAUGGCGCUGCUGGUGAAGGCGGGGGCCCACUUCGACGCAACGAACGCUCAGAGGAAAACGGCUUACGAGCUGUUGGAUGAUCACAGCGGCGGCCACACGGCACUGUACCCGCUGAACUACAUCACCCUUCAGUGCCUGGCAGCUCGUGCGAUUGAAAAGCACAGGCUGCCUUACAGGGGACUGAUCUCUGAGGAGAUGGAGGCUUUCAUUGAGCUCCACUGACUUCCAUGAAGAGACUCCCCUUUAACAAGACAUUCUGUGUUCAUCAUUUUCUCCACUUCUGGCUCUAAUAGCAACGUGUCAGACCAAACCAUAGCAAUAAACCCACAUCCUCUGGGAGUAGUCUCUGCUUCCGAUUCUGGAAUAAAUUUCCUGAUUAAGUCACAAAGACUGUUUUAAACUUUUUGGUUUGUGGCAUUAGAAUGGAAAAAAUGUAAUGACUUUAAACUAAAGACCUCGACUCAAUUUUCUAGUUCCUCUGACUUCACUUGGACUUUUACAUUUAAAUUGUUUGAGAUUUUAAAUCGAAUUAAAUUAAGAUUUCAAAUUUUAAUUUGAUUUGAAUGUGACCCUCUAUUAAAAUGGAGUUUGCUUUAUUAGCUUCUUGCUAUCUUAAACUUUCUGCCCAGAAUCCAAUACAACAUUCAGUUAUGUUGCAUAAAAGGGUCCACAGAGGCACCAUAGAAAAUAAUUCCUCUGGUUAUUUAAUUGGUUUUAAACAAAUUACAAGAUGGUCCAAAAGGUAUGUACUGUCCAACAAACACGUGAUCAAAAAUUAGAUGAAUAGUCAACAACCUGGAACUUCCUUAAACACUUUUAGUUAGCUUAACAGCUGCAAAAUAAUUUUUGCAUGCUUGUCAAAAGGUGUUCUAAUUUUAGGUUUGAAAAAAAACUAAUCUAAAUUUUGUUAAAGCUGCCAUCCUGAUUUGCCAGUCCAAAGUGGUGUAUCAACUUGUUUAACAGGUCAAAUCUCCGUGUUAGGAAAAAUUCCACACUUUGUUAAAUGAAAGUAAACUGAAAAAUAGAACAUAUUUACAUUUUGUAAGCCAAAGCCAAUUUCCAGGUCAUUUUCUAAUCUAGAAAUCAAUUUCUUCCUAUAUUGAUUGUUAAUUCAUCCGGCAUUGUAGGUGAGGAACUUUAGACGGAUGAUUUUUUUUUUUCUUUUUUUUUUUUUUUUUUUUCUAAAAGCAUCCAUUGUUUUUCCGUGUUGACAUCGUUUAUCUUAUUUGGACAAAACAUGGGUGCACACAAUGUCACUUUAGCAAUAGUUUGACAGAAAAUAAACUUUCUUCAAAAGGUUUUGCUGCAAAAUGAGAUGGGUAAGAAACGGUGAAAAAGGCCAGACAUUAUUUAUGUUGUGUGUGUGAAAUGCAAAGGUACCAGAAUUUUUCUUACCAUUUAAUUCUGGCAAACAAAUGCAUUUUGGAAUUACUAAUAUUUUUUGCAAACUAGUAAUAUUUGAUUGAGUCUAAGUUGACAGUUUGAGACUUGACUUAGAACUCCUUUGUCUUGACUUUGAGCUGAACUUUUGACUUGACUUUAUUUCUUGCAACUUGAAUAAAAAGACUUGAGACUUGGUUGUGACUAGCAAAUUGAUGACGUACUCCCACCUCCUCUGUUUUGAAGUUUCUCCAACUAAAAAGGAGCAUCACACCAUGAUCAGGCUUUUGUAAAAAAAAAUAAAUAAAUAAAGGCUUCUGAUUUCUGACAUCCGAUCAAGAUAUUCAGAGAAAAAUCCAUGGAAAUGAAGUGUGGUUAUAUUAGUUCAACUCUUGUUUUGUUCAUUUAUACAUCAACUCAAACUAUCAGGUUUUCCACUUAAUGUCUGUUUAAUAUGGGAAAUGUAUUUAGAUUACUGUGCCAAACAUUCUGUUACUGACUUAUCUGAUUU